GCCCCGGGGCGUCCCCUCGCCGCGCCCCCACCCCGCCGCGAGCCCUCGCGACAGUGCUGGGACAUGGGGGCUCCGCGCAGCCCGCGGCCCGCCGUCCCGGGGCGCCCGCUGGGGCUGCUGGCGCUCCUGCUCCUGGGCGAGCUGGGCCCGGCCUGCGCCUCGCUGCGGCUCUUGGACCACCCGGCGCCCAACUGCUCCCAGCAGGGGCUGAACUGCAUGGUCAAGAACAGUACCUGCCUGGAUGACAGCUGGAUUCACCCUCAAAACCUGACCCCCUCAUCCCCAAAAGACGUCCAGAUCCAUCUGCACUUUGCCCACACUCAGCAUGGAGACCUGUUCCCUGUGAUUCAUAUCGAAUGGACACUGCAGACAGAUGCCAGCAUCCUGUACCUUGAGGGCGCAGAGUUGUCUGUCCUGCAGAUGAACACCAAUGAGCGCUUGUGUGUCAAGUUUGAGUUCCUGUCCAAACUGAAGCAUCACCACAGGCGGUGGCGUUUCAGCUUCAGCCACUUCGUGGUGGAGCCCGGCCAGGAGUAUGAGGUGACCGUUCACCACCUGCCCAAGCCCAUCCCUGAUGGGGACCCAAACCACCAGUCCAGGACCAUCCCCGUGCCUGACUGUGACGACUCCAGCAUGAAGAUAACUACGCCGUGUGUGAGCUCAGGCAGCCUAUGGGACCCCAACAUCACCGUGGAGACCAUGGAGGCCCACCGGCUGCGGGUGAGCUUCACCCUAUGGAAUGAAUCUGCCUAUUACCGGGUCCUACUGCGCAGUUUUCCACACACAGGGAACCACAGUUGCUUUGAUCACACGGAGACUGUACCUGCGCCCAGGCAGGAGGAUUUCCACCAGCGAUCCAACGUCACGUUCACUCUACAUGACUUUAACUGGUGCUGCUGCCACCGAGUAGAGGUCCAGCCCUUUUUCAGCAGCUGUCUCAACGACUGCCUCAGACACUCCCUGACCAUCUGCUGCCCAAAAGUUGUAGAUACUCCAGUGCCCAGGCCUGAGACAGACUUCAUUCCCCUGUGGGUGUACAUCUUCCUCACGGCUGUCUCCGUCCUGCUGGUUGGCUCCGUCAUCCUGCUGGUCCUCUGCAUGACUUGGAGGCUGUCCGGUUCUCGGCAUGAGAAAUGUAAUGACACCAGAUAUGCCGAUAGCCUGCCCAUGGCCGACCUGACACCCCCACCCCUGAAGCCGAGGAAGGUCUGGAUCGUGUACUCAGCCGACCACCCCCUGUACGUGGAUGUGGUCCUGAAGUUCGCCCAGUUCCUGCUCACCGCCUGUGGCACUGAAGUAGCCCUUGACCUACUUGAAGAACAGGUCAUCUCAGAGGUGGGGGUCAUGACCUGGGUGAGCCGCCAGAAGCAGGAGAUGGUAGAGAGCAACUCCAAAAUCAUCAUCCUGUGCUCUCGAGGCACCCGGGCCAAGUGGCAGGCCAUCCUGGGCUGGGAGGAGCCUGCCAUCCAGCUGCGCUGUGACCGCUGGAAGCCCGCCGGGGACCUCUUCACAGCGGCCAUGAACAUGAUCCUGCCUGACUUCAAGAAGCCAGCCUGCUUCGGCACCUACAUCGUCUGCUACUUCAGCAGCAUCAGCACUGAGAGUGACGUUCCUGAUCUCUUCAACAUCACUUCCAGGUACCCUCUCAUGGACAAAUUUGAGGAGGUUUACUUCCGGAUCCAGGACCUGGAGAUGUUUGAACCUGGCCGGAUGCACCGCAUUGGGGACCUCACGGGUGAAAAGUACCUGCAGAGCCCCUGUGGCUGGCAGCUCAAGGAGGCCAUGGAAAGGUUCCAGGAGUGGCAGGCCCAGUGCCCUGAUUGGUUUGAGCGCGAGAACCUUUGCUCAGCAGAUGACCAGGACCUCCCGUCCCUGGAUGAAGAGGUGUUUGAAGAGCCCCUGUUGACACCCAGAAGAGGGAUCAUCAAGCAGAAGCCCCUGAUACGGGAACCUGCCUUGGAGGGCUGUCUGGUGGUGGAUCCGCUCAUCAAAGAGGAAGGAAGAGGAACAUCAAAGCUGGAACCUCAGCUGCAGCCCCAGGAGGAGCUGGCAGCCCCAACCCUCCAGACCGUGGUGCUCCCUGUGGAGGAGGCUUCUCCAGCCCAUGCAGUGGAACCCAUCCAACCCACUGCUGGGAGCAGCACAGCCAGCCGGCUGGCUAUGGCAGAGGAAGGUGAGGCCUGCCCACUGCUGGGGGGCUGUGGCCCCCAGCGGAACAGCGUCCUCUUCCUCCCUGUGCAUUCGGACGACUCACCUCUCUGCAGCACCCCGAUGGCAUCGCCUGAACACCUUCCUAGUGACGUGAGGGAGCAGCUUGAAGGCUUGAUGUUCUCCCUCUUCCAGCAAAGUCUGAGCUGCCAGGUGCAGGAGGGGUGGGAGAAGCCCGAGGUGGUCUUCAAAGACCUGCACACGUCCUAUGAGGAGGAGCAGCGGCAGUCUGUGCAGUCUGAUCAGGGCUAUAUCUCCAGGAGCUCCCCGCAGCCUCCCGACGGGUUUGUGGAAAUGGAGGAGGAGGAAGAAGAGGAGCAGGGCCUGGGGCAGUCAGCCAAGCACCUCUCUCCUGAGGACCUGCAGAGCCUGAGGACCCUCCAGAGACAGCUUUUCUUCCAGGAGCUUCAGAAGAGCUCUGGCUGGGACGGUGUGGAGUCAGACAGGCUGGUUGCAGAAGGGCAGGCCUCCUCUUAGGGGCCUUCCCAACCCUGAGCAUUGGAGAAGGGUGUGUGUGCACAUGGGCAUGCGUGUCUGUAUGUGCAGGUGUGUGUCUGUGCGUGUGCUCGUGUGGAGUGUACCCUGUAAAAUGUAGACAUCCUGAUUCUGAUCUCUAGGCAUCCCCCUUAGCUUUUCUCUAUGUGGACAUCCGGUCAUCUUCCAUCCCCACAAGAAUUCACAGCCCAUUCCCUGAAGCUAAUGGCAGAGUGUCCUUGAGCCUCCAUCAUAUAUUCAUUCACUCAUUCAGCAUUUAUUUUGUCCAUACUAUGUGCCAGGCACUUGGGAUACAAAGAUAAAUUGCACAUGGCAUGGCCCCAGCCACCAAGGAGCUCAGCAUAUUAUAUGAGGACGACACAUUAACAAGCGGAGGAUGGUCGUGCAAAGGAUGAAGGCUGAACAGAGUCCUGCCCAGGGCUCUGAAAAUACACAGAAAAGGCACCUAGCCUGAGCAAGAUCCUGGGAGGAGGUGACAUCUGCCCUGCAGGAGAAGCUAACUUCCUGGGCCAAGUGAUUGCGGUUGGGAAGGCGCAGCCCUGGGGAGGGGAGUGGCACGGCAAGUGGGAGCCUUGAGUGGAAGGACAAAGGCCAUGCAAGAGAGCCGUGGGUGGGGAGGUUGCCAGCGCUCAGGCUGAGGAACGCCUGUGGGCCAGCCUGGGAGUUGGGCUAUCAGCCGGCAGGCCUGGGACUUCUUUCAUAUGAUGAGCUGUCACCAUACAGGGGAGGAAGCCAAGGGUCAGACAUACCCAGAGUCACCUUGGAUCAAUUUUAGAGACAGGAUAGAAAUGUGCUAUGUGAAACCUGCCGGCAUUCCACAGAGAGAGGGUUCUGAAGUCUGAAGCUCACAUUCCAGCAUCCCGUCAACGGGAGAGCUACAGCAGGGGGUUCCGCAGGAGCUGCCACCCCCCAAGCUCAGGCAGCACGCUGGGGUCCAACAACAAAUGCAGUGAGCCAUGAGGUAUGGAGGGCCCCCCGGUGGGGGGACUGCAGUGAGGAGCUGGGCAGCCCCUUCGUUGGGGUGGAGAGCAUGCCACUGUGUGCUUAAAGGUCUGAGGACAGCAUUUGAGGAGAUGCUGGCCCAGUGCUUGAAGAGAUUACUCCUGAAUUGCCUUCCUGGGGUGGACUGGAAGCUGUCCCGCGGGGUUCUGAGGAACCCACUGGGACACCUUCUGAGCCAAGGAUAGAGUGUCCGCCAUUGCCCAUGCCUGAAUCCUGGACUCCACUCCCAGCGUGAGUGAGGAAUGUGACAGGCGUAUGCGUGCGUAUUCACGUGCAUGAGAGAGAGACUCAGUAAAAGAAUGGAUAAAUUUGUUAACCCUGGUAAGAA
Messenger RNA from Cynocephalus volans (Philippine flying lemur), 4033 nucleotides. RefSeq names its product interleukin 17 receptor A (gene IL17RA). The record is from RefSeq and is a predicted model, not a curated record. The coding region runs from base 64 to 2685 and encodes 873 amino acids. The transcript has 13 exons. Lineage: Eukaryota; Metazoa; Chordata; Mammalia; Dermoptera; Cynocephalidae. Gene Ontology annotation, molecular function: interleukin-17 receptor activity.